AUGAUUUUAUGGAAAAUUUGGGAGGAAGAUUCUAUUCACAAGGUUUAUACGGAAAGAUCAAAAGUAUUGAGUAGUUCUACUUUUAUAAAGCGCGUAGAAUCUAAUUUUGCUUUAUUGUCACCGAUUGGGAAACCGUGCGAAGCUAAAACGUAUAAUGCAGAAGGUUACUACAAUAAUUGGUACACUACUUCAGAUUUCGGAAACUAUACCAUUAAUUACGCACGAGAUGAUUCAGCAACAAGUACUUUACACAUAAUUCUAGAAGAGACGUCAAAAAUAAUGAUUUUAUGGAAAAUUUGGGAGGAAGAUUCUAUUCACAAGGUUUAUACGGAAAGAUCAAAAGUAUUGAGUAGUUCUACUUUUAUAAAGCGCGUAGAAUCUAAUUUUGCUUUAUUGUCACCGAUUGGGAAACCGUGCGAAGCUAAAACGUAUAAUGCAGAAGGUUACUACAAUAAUUGGUACACUACUUCAGAUUUCGGAAACUAUACCAUUAAUUACGCACGAGCAAUCUCAAUAAUACUCGCCUCAGAAGAGACAGCAAUUAUCAAGUAUCAACCUGCUUAUUUGAAAACCAAUAUGAAUGGAAACGAUUCAAACACAAAUACUAUGCGCGUUAUUCAAGAACAAACAGAUGGAAUCGGAUUGGAAUGGAAACCAAUGAAGCAUGAAACAUUCUCAUAUGUCUCUGUGGAGGCAUAUAUUAGCUAUUUUUCAAAACCAUCUAAUAGAACUACUGAAGGCAAUCUCGGCUUUCUAUCCUAUACAAGGAAUCCAUGCACAUCUAUAACACAUUAUGCUAAUGGGUACUAUACCAAAAUAAUGUUUGUCCCAGUGCAAUUUAUAUCAUAUUCCAUUGAUUAUAUGUCAGUUCCAAGGAUUAAAAAUGUUCACAUUGAAAAAGUAUCCGAUACAUCUUCAUUGGUAACAUGGCAACAUGAAGAAUCAACAUGUAUGACAAAUGGUUUAACAAUUAUUUUUCACGGGCAAUCAUCAUCCAAAUUAGAAAUGGUUAUUAUUCCAAGCAGUCAAUCUCAAUAUCAUCUAAAUAGUUCAACAACAACAACAACAGGUCAAAGAGAAAUUUUCAUUCUAUUCAACGUACAUGAUAAUCAAUUCUCUUUACCGACAUUAGAAACAGAUAAAUUGCCAACAGAUUCCAAAGAAACUCCAGUGAAUAAAAAAACAGAUAAAUUGCCAACAGAUUCCAAAGAAACUCCAGUGAAUAAAAGUGAGUAA
This is a messenger RNA of Schistosoma turkestanicum, 1236 nucleotides long. Lineage: Eukaryota; Metazoa; Platyhelminthes; Trematoda; Strigeidida; Schistosomatidae. The record is from the annotation of a GenBank genome assembly.